Aedes aegypti (yellow fever mosquito) is the source of this 702-nucleotide messenger RNA. RefSeq lists its product as uncharacterized. The record is from RefSeq and is a predicted model, not a curated record. Bases 205 to 525 code for a protein of 106 amino acids. The transcript has 2 exons. NCBI's taxonomy places the organism in Eukaryota, Metazoa, Arthropoda, Insecta, Diptera, Culicidae.
CGAUGAUGUUGACGUUUGAGAUCUGACAGAGAGAAAAAUCAAUAUUUUCGCAUCCCAAUCCACAGCAUCCCAUUCAAACAUCUAAAAACUUCAUAUUUGCUUAAAAUACGGCAAAAUAUAUUCAUUCUAGGACAUUUUUUGUGAGCUUUUUGUGACCAGGACAAUACAUACACGUGUGCGAGUAAUUUGCGCCUAAAGUUAGACAUGGCAUCGAAACCGAAGAAAGCCCCCAGCGGCGCUCGAGAUGAGGACCUCUCGUCCGAAUCGGUGGAAGUGCUCCGCGAGCGGCUCAACCAAAUGAAACGGUUGAUUGCCGAGCGCCAGACCACGACCCCCAGUGGAAGCGCCUCGGAUCUGUGGUCGCCCCAAACGCGCUCCAGCUGCAGCGGAAUCAUCGACGGGAACUUCCUCUCGAUGGCGUUCGGCGGGGCGCUCAUCGUGAUCCUGUCCGUGUCGGUGUAUGCCUUCUACAACCUGUACCAUGCCGUGCUGAAGAAGUUCCCCUCGCAGCACACGGAGCUGUAGAUCGUGACCGAGGCCAGCAUAGGAAAUUUAGUUUUCCUGAUGCUGCAUUACACGUAGAAGCAUUGAUUCAUAACUGUGGGGCAACUGUAAUUGAAUUUCGUAGCAAAUUUCUGUGGACUUUGAAUUUCUUGAUUGAAUAAAUGAGCCUAGAUGUAGGCAAGCCAAGUUUUCUUCUAU